This is a messenger RNA of Euleptes europaea (tarantolino), 888 nucleotides long. It is a transcript of the gene PSME3IP1, whose product is annotated as proteasome activator subunit 3 interacting protein 1. Bases 112 to 888 code for a protein of 258 amino acids. The transcript is spliced from 7 exons. Lineage: Eukaryota; Metazoa; Chordata; Lepidosauria; Squamata; Sphaerodactylidae. The record is from RefSeq and is a predicted model, not a curated record. Gene Ontology annotation, cellular component: nucleus.
GGCGGUGGCCCCGGUUAGGGGAGGUGGGUGCUGUGGCGCAGCCUCUGGUCAAGCAGGCCCCUCCCCGGUCAGCCUCGAGCCUGAGGGGAGGAGAAUUAAGGCCGCUCCACAAUGGAUGGAGAAGAAGGCGGUGCCAACCCUGUGAUUAACAAAAGGUUUGUGACUGAAGCAGAACUUGAGGAGCGGCGCAAGAGAAGACAAGAAGAAUGGGAAAAAGUUCGAAAGCCGGAAGACCCGGAAGAGUGUCCUGAGGAAGUGUAUGACCCCCGGUCGCUCUAUGAAAGACUACAGGAGCAGAAAGAUAAGAAGCAGCAGGAAUUUGAAGAACAGUUCAAAUUCAAAAAUAUGGUCAGAGGCCUCGACGAAGACGAGACCAAGUUCCUUGACGAGGUUUCUCGACAGCAAGCCCUCAUAGAAAAGCAGCGUCGAGAAGAAGAUCUGAAAGAACUGAACGAGUACAGAAGCGCUUUGUCAAAGGUCGGGGGAAGCGCUGACUUGAAAAAAGAGGCCGAGAAAAAGCUGUUGGCGAAGUCUGUGGAAAACAAGAGCAAGUUCUCUCAGGCGAAGCUGCUGGCCGGUGCCGUGAAGCACAGGAGUUCAGAAGGUGCCAACAGCAUGAAAAGACUGAAGCUCGAUCCUGAUCCCAAUCCAGACGAGACUCCAGAAAAGCCCUCUUGUAUCCCUCUGGGCGGCAGCUCUUCGAGCGAUCCUCUUGUCCACUGCCCUUCGGCCGCCGUUUGCAUCGGCAUCCUGCCCGGCCUGGGGGCCUACUCAGGAAGCAGCGACUCAGAGUCCAGCUCGGACAGCGAGGGCACCAUCAACUCGGCCGGCAAGAUCGUCUCCUCGGUGUUCCGCGGCAGCAGCAGCUUCUUCGACGGCCCGUUGUAG